Messenger RNA from Rhinichthys klamathensis goyatoka, 3515 nucleotides. It is a transcript of the gene gsk3aa, whose product is annotated as glycogen synthase kinase 3 alpha a. Gene Ontology annotation, molecular function: ATP binding; protein serine/threonine kinase activity. Gene Ontology annotation, biological process: regulation of neuron projection development; negative regulation of TOR signaling; negative regulation of canonical Wnt signaling pathway. The record is from RefSeq and is a predicted model, not a curated record. Gene Ontology annotation, cellular component: nucleus; cytoplasm; cytosol. Bases 107 to 1495 code for a protein of 462 amino acids. The transcript has 10 exons. NCBI's taxonomy places the organism in Eukaryota, Metazoa, Chordata, Actinopteri, Cypriniformes, Leuciscidae.
UCGAACUGCAUUCCCCAUGAGGCUGCGCGUAUUCUCAGCGCGUGAGAGAGUGGGUGAACGCUGAGGGUCGCGGCAAAACGUUUGUCAUCUUUUCGUUUUUAACUGAAUGUUUCACCCAGCACCAGGACAAGUCGUCGAGGGAACAGCUGAUCAUCGCCUCCCAGCCUCGGCAAACUUUCAGUCAGAUAUGAGCGGCAGCGGGCGGCCCAGGACGAGCUCGUUCGCUGAGCCUCAGGGGGCGUCCGGAGCCGCUGCAGCAUCCGCCGGAACCACCGCUGUCGUGGGGAGCAACGCAGGAAAGUCCGGGGUCUCACAGGCCUCGGCGGAUAGUUCAUCGGCUUGCUCAAAUUUAAAACUAGCCAGAGAUAGUGGGAAGGUGACCACAGUGGUUGCCACCCCAGGCCAGGGCCCGGAUCGCCCGCAGGAGGUGUCCUAUACUGAUAUCAAGGUGAUCGGUAAUGGCUCCUUUGGCGUGGUGUACCAGGCACGCCUCAUUGACAGUCAGGAGUGGGUGGCCAUCAAGAAGGUACUUCAGGAUAAGCGAUUUAAGAAUCGAGAACUACAGAUCAUGAGAAAACUGGACCACUGCAAUAUAGUGAGGUUGCGCUAUUUCUUCUAUUGCAGUGGAGAGAAGAAGGAUGAGGUAUACCUCAAUCUGGUGCUGGAAUACGUGCCCGAGACUGUCUACAGGGUGUCACGACACUUCAGCAAAGCUAAAGCCAUUAUUCCAAUCUUUUAUGUGAAGGUGUAUAUGUAUCAGCUUUUCCGCAGUUUGGCAUACAUCCAUUCCCAAGGUGUGUGUCACCGAGAUAUCAAACCACAAAACCUUCUGGUGGACCCAGAAACAGCUGUUCUCAAGCUCUGUGACUUUGGCAGUGCAAAGCAGCUGGUGAGGGGUGAGCCUAACGUCUCUUAUAUCUGCUCACGAUACUAUCGCGCCCCUGAGCUCAUCUUUGGUGCGACAGACUACACCUCCAACAUUGACGUCUGGUCAGCUGGAUGUGUGCUGGCCGAACUGCUGCUGGGGCAGCCCAUCUUCCCUGGAGACAGUGGUGUGGACCAGCUAGUGGAGAUCAUAAAGGUACUUGGAACACCCACAAGAGAACAGAUCCGUGAAAUGAACCCGAACUACACUGAGUUCAAAUUUCCACAGAUCAAAGCACAUCCAUGGACCAAGGUGUUUAAACCAAGAACUCCUCCUGAGGCAAUAGCCCUGUGCUCUCGGCUGUUAGAGUACACACCAGUGACACGACUGUCCCCGCUUCAGGCUUGCGCUCACACCUUCUUUGAUGAGCUGCGCCAACCUGGCACCCGUCUGCCCAGCGGUAGAGAGCUGCCUCCACUUUUCAACUUCACCAUGACAGAGCUGAUGAUUCAGCCCCAGCUCAAUUCCACUCUCAUUCCACCUCAUGCCCGUGCACAAACCGUAGCAUCCUCCAACGAUGGCUCUGAAGGUUCUGUACAGCCUGGAUCUACUCUGACCAACAGCACCUGAGGCUGUGACUCAAAAAACAAGCUUGCACACCACAGCAUCUGAGCCACCACAGUGCACAUCUCUCCCUCUGACAAACACAUACACAGUCCUACACCCUCUUUACCUCAUAGACGGCUUCUCCUCCCUAUAGCUCUAAUUCACACAUUUACAGACUGAUUCAGGUGUCGCGCGCUUCAGAAUUACCAGUGACUGCACGGCAGUCUGGAAAGCCUGAUGUUUGCUGACUGUCUACUGAGAACCGUACUGUACACACACACACACACACCGACACACUGCCAUGUACAUGCAACAAACAACAACAAACAGAAUUAUACUGCUAAUAUUUGCUUCAGAUAAUAGAGGUAGUCAAUAUCGAGCCCAGAACGGCUGCGUAGGCCCGUAGCAAAGCUCACACGCAUCCAUAACGCAACACCACACGUGCUUUGGAGGUCAAAUGCGAUUGGUUCAGUGGCUAGGGGCAGGUCCUCUGUCUAAUUUUUAUCUUAAUUUAUUUAAAUUAACAUUUACAGUGGAUGUUUUACCUUGAUUUGUUGAGCAGUAACGCUCACUCAUCCCUCUCAAUCUCCCUAUCUGAGGUAUAAUACAUUUCGCAGGGAACAAGCAGUCACGGUAAAUUAUGUAUCUUGUUGUAAAUGUCAAGCAAAAGAGGCGGGACUAAAUGUUGUGGGUUUUAUACAGUUAUUUUAAUAUCUUGCUUUUACCUUCCAGUAAAUGUAUUUAUGGUUUUCAAAUGCCGAAUUGGAGGGACUUUUGAGAAAGCAUCUGUAGACCUUUCCUUGUGGAACAAAGGCACAGCGAAAAAGAGAUAGUUGGGAAACAGUUAAACGUUAUUGUUGACCAUAAAGAAGGGAAAGAAUGAUUGAGAGACGUAUGCAAGACAAUAGCAUAUUAAUAUUGUUGUACUGAAGUGACUUUAUAUUCCUGGGCAUUAUCAUUAACUUUUAAUGAUGCUCCGGGUCUAGGCUUUUUAAUUUAUGCUUGUGAGAUUACAAAGUCUUCAUCCGUUCAAAGUCGUUUUUAAAUGACAUCAGGCCUGGAGACUGAACCAUGCAUCAUAAUUCAGUGUUUCAGAACGUUUCCUUUCUGUUUUAGCAUUUCAGUCAACAUCAUUUUUCUGAUCAAUUAAGCUACUCUUAUAUUUAAAGGCCUUUGUGGUAGAACAGUUCUAUAAAAUGUUUUGUGAAAUCUCCACACGAGUUUAGAAUCGUAACGUUAAAUGGUCUCAGUCAAUCGUAUCGAUCCACAAAAUGACCGCUAUCUUUUCUUUUCUUGAGAACACGUGUUAGCUUCUCAAUAAACCCUGUUCUGAGCCCCUCAAAAAGGCCCAUCUUCCAACUCUCUGUGAUGUUCAUGCUAUUCUCCUGUUCUGUUUCCUUUUUUUUGUUUUUGUUUUUCGUUCAGAGGGUGUGCUUUGACCAGGUUUGCUCCACCCAUCUUUAUGUAAAUAUACUUUGGUUUUUAAGCCCUGUGCAGGAUGUAAAUAUCAACACUGUACCACUUUUGUGUUUUCAUUGAUGUCUUUCUCUCCCUUCAUCUCUCUUGGGCUGUCUUCCCUUAGCUUUUGAAGAUCUCCGCGUUCAUUUUGUUUGUCAUUUACAGUAUUUAUUGUUUUUGCACUGCAAUGUUGGGGCUGAAAGUUUCACUUUUCUGUGAAAUAGUAACUCUUAUCAGCGUACUGUAUGUCAGUUCAUAAGCUCAGCACUUAGUUUGGGAAGGAAAUGGAGUAAAACUUGAGGUGCAUGUCCAACAGGGUCAUGCUUUGUUCUCGACUUGGCGAUUUGAGCACAUUUUUGCAAAGGUGCAAUAGAAGUCAUGCUCUUACGGUCUGUUUUUCAUGAAAAGGACGCUCUCUGAAGCGAAUCAAUUGCCUGAAAUACUGUGGCGGUUUUGCAAAUCUGGCUUGAAGCCUCAAAGACAAUGGAAUGUGUUUAUUCUUUAAUCUGACAUCUGUGAAUCAAGCCCACAGCAACAUGUAUGUGUGCUCUUAGAAAAAUGUGAAUUAUUAUAAUUUUUUUUAUAU